CGUUUACCUGGAGGCCAUCCAGAGGCCUGGGGGGUCCUGGCUGCAUAGUACUGAGUAUUUCUGAGAGGCAGCAAAUUGCUGCUGGGCUCAGCAUGUGGAGUUCUAGUUCAGCACGUGGGUUCCCAGCUUUGCCCGCAACCCGGAAACAGUGGCCUCCGUGCGUGGGACAUUGUGACUUGCUGAGCAGAGAAGUAUCUUUGGCCAGAGGAUCUGGUAACUUUUCACAUGAUCUUCUUCUCUUCAAUUUCUCUAUAAAAGAAAAACUGCGCCCGGGAGGCCGCGGCGCAGUCUCUGCAAGCCGAGCCGACCCGAGCCGUGCUGAUCGGCAUCCGGCCCCGGCUCUCGCGUGAUCCCGGCUGGCGGAGCUGUCCGGUUAGCGGGCGCCGCUGCAGCCCACGGAGCUCGAGAACAUCGUAGCGAACACGGUGCUACUCAAGGCCCGGGAAGGUGGAGGUGGAAAUCGCAAAGGCAAGAGCAAGAAAUGGCGGCAGAUGCUUCAGUUCCCCCACAUCAGCCAGUGUGAAGAGCUGCGGCUCAGUCUUGAGCGUGACUACCACAGUCUGUGUGAGCGGCAGCCCAUUGGGCGCCUGCUGUUCCGGGAGUUCUGCACCACGAAGCCUGAGCUGACUCGCUGCAUUGCCUUCCUGGACGGGGUGGUCGAGUACGAGGUGACCCCAGAUGAAAAGCGGAAGGCAUGUGGGCGGCGGCUAAUGCAGAAUUUUCUGAGCCACACGGGUCCUGACCUCAUCCCUGAGGUCCCCCUGCACCUGGUGACUAACUGUGCCCAGCGGUUGGACCAGGGGCCCUGCAAAGACCUCUUCCAGGAGCUGUCCUGGCUGACCCAUGAGUACCUGAGCAUGGCCCCUUUUGCUGACUACCUCGACAGCACCUACUUCGACCAUUUCCUGCAGUGGAAGUGGCCGGCAAGGCAGCCAGUGACGAAAAACACCUUCAGGCAGCAUCGAGUCCUUGGCAAAGGUGGCUUUGGGGAGGUGUGUGCCUGCCAGGUGCAGGCAAUGGGAAAAAUGUAUGCCUGCAAGAAGCUGGAGAAGAAACGGAUCAAGAAGCGGAAAGGGGAGGCCAUGGCUCUUAAUGAGAAGCAGAUCCUGGAGAAAGUGAACAGUAGGUUUGUAGUGAGCUUAGCCUAUGCCAAUGAGACCAAGGAUGCACUGUGCUUAGUGCUGACGCUGAUGAAUGGAGGUGACCUCAAGUUCCACAUCUACCACAUGGGCCAGGCUGGCUUCCCUGAAGCACGUGCUGUUUUCUAUGCUGCUGAGAUCUGCUGCGGGCUGGAGGACCUGCAUUGCGAGCGCAUCGUGUAGGACCUGAAGCCAGAGAACAUCCUUCUGGAUGACCACGGCCACAUCCGCAUCUCUGACCUGGGCCUGGCUGUGCAUGUGCCUGAGGGCCAGACCAUCCAAGGCCGUGUGGGCACUGUGGGCUACGUGGCUCCAGAGGUGGUGAAGAACGAGAGGCACACAUUCAGCCCUGACUGGUGGGCGUUAGGCUGCCUCCUGUAUGAGAUGAUCACAGGCCAGUCACCCUUCCAGCAGAGGAAGAAGAUCAAGCGGGAGGAGGUAGAACGGUUGGUGAAGGAGGUGCCCAAAGAAUACUCUGAGUGCUUUUCCCGGCAGGCCUGCUCGCUCUGUUCCCAGCUCCUCUGCAAGGACCCGACGGAGCACCUGAGGUGUCAUGGGGGCAGCGCCCAGGAGGGGAAGGAGCACCCUCUUUUCAAAAAACUGAACUUCAAGCGGCUGGGAGCAGGCAUGCUAGAACUACCCUUUAAACCUGAUCCUCGGGCCAUUUAUUGCAAAGAUGUUCUGGACAUUGAACAGUUCUCCACUGUUAAGGGCGUGGAGCUAGAGCCAAAGGACCAGAACUUCUACCAGAAGUUUGCCACAGGCAGUGUGCCCAUCCCCUGGCAGAACAAGAUGGUGGAGACUGAGUGCUUCCAGGAGCUGAAUGUCUUUGGGCUGGAUGGCUCAGUUCCCCCAGACCUGGACUGGAAGGGCCAGCCACCUGCACCACCCAAGAAGGGAUUACUGCAAAGAUUCUUCAGCCGCCAGAGGAUUGCUGUGGGGACUGCAGCGACACUGAGGAAGAGCUCCCCACCCAUCUCUAGUCCCCAGCCUUCGGCCCCCACCGGCGAUUGGCAGUAGCAGCUACUCCAAGUGCUGUUUACAGUUUUGCACAGUGGUCUUCCCCAUUGUCCACUCAAGUCGUGGCCUAGGGAACAUAGCCAGAGUUGUCCCCAGUGUCCUCUGGCCCUUAGCCCUUGGCCUGGCUGAGUUUGGAAAAGCCUGGGCCAUCCCUGGGACAAAGGUGCAUCCCUUUAGCUCCUCUGCGGAGCUCUGGGAUUUCUGUAUUUAUGUAUUUGUAUGAAUGUGUAUAGCAACCAGAGCGUUCUUAAUUCCUACCCUAGACCUGGCGGCCCGCCUCAGCCUCCAAGGCAGCAAGCCCUGGCUGGGAGAGUUAAGAGACACCAGAGGGGCCACUGCCGAAGUUGAGGCUUCUCAGGCCCCACUCAGAAGGGGCAAGGCCAGAUCCCUGAAGCCCCGGCAUUGUACUGGCCACCACCAGCCUCGGGGUGAGACUCAUGCCUGCCCUUGCUGUCCUAGGCUCAGGCUGCACUGACUAGGGCCCGGUAGUAUCCCUUUAUAGCAAAUGUCAGAAUUAAAUCUGGGAGGAAGGGGCCGGGGACUUAGCUCAGUGGUUCCACCGCCUGCUGCGCAAGCACAAGGACCCGAGUUCGAUCUCCGGUACCAAAAAAAAAAUCUGGGGGUUCUGUAUCCUGUAGGCCUGUGCCAAGCUGUGAACAGAGGUUGGACUGACCGUGAGACCCAUUAGUUCACUGCCCAAGGUGAUCCACCUUGGUCUCCCUCUGCUUUCCAGCUCCCAGCUCACCUUGUCUCUUAUGCUGGGCCCUGAAGACACCUCUUUCAAAAACGCUCCAGCCCAGGCCAUAGGAGAAGUAGGGGUGUCCUUGACCAACUCUGGCCAACAUUCUAGAAUCCCCUCAAAAAUAUUCACAUGAAAGGCUGGGGAUGUAGCUCAGUGGUUCCACCGCCUGCCUCAAAAGCACAAGGUCCAGAGUUAGAUCCCUGGUACCCCCCCCCAAAAAAAAACAUUGGGUUUCCCUCCCCCUAAAAAAAAAAAAAUUCACAUAUGCCCAGCAAUAACCUGGCCCUCCCUGUGUGUGCCCGUGGGGAAUGUGUGGGUGUGGGUAUGUGUCUGUGUAUGUGUGAAGGGGCUAGGGUAAGGCUGUGCCUAUGACCCUGCCCCAGCCCCAGCCCUGGUCCUCCCAGACUGUGCCAGCCAUCUUGGUCCCCCGUGUUAGGGUAGAAUGGGAUUACAGGACCCUGGUUGUUCCAUAUUUAAAGCUAAUUUUUAUUACUCAAAAAAAAAAAAAGAAAAAUGGUUUUUCUGAGAAGUGUCUGAAGUUACGGUG
Molecule: messenger RNA, 3448 nt
Organism: Heterocephalus glaber (naked mole-rat)
Lineage: Eukaryota; Metazoa; Chordata; Mammalia; Rodentia; Bathyergidae
Product: G protein-coupled receptor kinase 6-like
Biological process (GO): regulation of signal transduction; protein phosphorylation; signal transduction
Cellular component (GO): cytoplasm
Molecular function (GO): ATP binding; G protein-coupled receptor kinase activity
Source: RefSeq, a predicted model, not a curated record